AUUACAAAAUACGGACGGGAUAAUCUCGGAUGGUCACGGUAAUUACUCGGAGGACAAUAAGUGUACGUGGCUCGUGGACACGGGGCGGGAGAACAUCUCUUUGUGGUUUCAGUUCCAUCAGUUCUCCACCGAGUGUGGCUGGGACCACCUCUAUAUCUACGACGGAGACUCUGCAUUCUCUCCACUACUGGCAGCUUUCAGUGGUCUAAUACAUAAGGAUUACACGUCCACCACUGAAUUACAAGAGAUCCGUACCAGCUCAGGCAAGGCUUACCUGUACUUCUACAGCGAUGCGGCGUACAACAUGUCGGGGUUCAAUAUUACCUACAGGACUGGUGGUUGCCCUAAGAACUGCUCCGGGCGGGGGGCCUGCUCAGGGGAUAUUUGUGUUUGUGACGCGGGGUACCAAGGGGAGGAUUGUGGUGACAUCAUCUGUCCCAGUAACUGCUCCCUCAAUGGGGACUGUGUCAACAACCAGUGUCAGUGUCACGCGGGAUUUACAGGAGCUGACUGCAGUUUGACGGCUGAUAAGGCCUCCUGGCAACUGAGGUAUCUGGAGAAUGACCUCCUGGCCCGAGUGUCUUCGGGGGUGGCAGCCAUCGGGGAGGAUAUUUAUCUAGUCGGGGGAUACUUCUUCAACAAAUCUCAAGAAUUCCUUGUUAAGUAUAAAACAUCCUCCAAAGAUUUAGAGGUUGUCAGUCCGGUAUCAUUACUGAGCCCCCCUCCUCGGUAUGGACACUCAGUGGUGGCAUACCAGAACAAGUUGUACGUAUUUGGGGGAGUGGAGGGCAAUGUAACGUCCCGCGAUCUGUGGAUAUUUAACACGACAGCCCUGACCUGGUCCGUACAGCAUUACAACAGUACCGUACCCAUACCAAUGGGGGUGGCAGGCCACACAGCUCACAUUGUCAGGGGGGUUAUGUAUGUCCUCUUUGGUUACAGUCCAAUCUACGGCUACCAAAACAGGAUCCAGGAGUACAACAUAGCCAAUGAGAGCUGGAGCGUUCCCCGGACACGAGGAGCGCUGGUCCAGGGAGGCUACGGUCACUCUAGUGUGUACUACCCCGCCCUGGAUAAGAUCUAUAUCUACGGGGGGUAUCACGCCCGCAGCACCUCAAACUACGACCUCACUGAUCAGCUGUACUCGUUUGAACCCGCUACAAGAACCUGGAUAAAAUUACGUCGUAAUCAGCUUCCCCGAUACCUACACUCGGCGGUUAUUAUUGACGGUAUGAUGAUUGUGUUUGGGGGGAACACCCAUAAUGACACGUCUAUCAGCCUCGGGGCCAAGUGUUACUCACCGGACGUGUUACAGUACGACAUCAAGUGUAACACAUGGUCCCAGCUAAACUCCUCUGUCCUGGCGUCACAAGGGGCUCGUUAUGGUCAUUCAGCGGUCACAGUCCACAGGAAUGGUAGGACAGAGAUGCUGGUACUGGGGGGAUUCAGUGGAAUCAUGGAACCUAAUGCUCUUCUUCUAUCACCAGGGAAUUGCUCCUAUUACACAACAAGAGAGGACUGUUUGGGGUCGGUACAGGGAAGGUCAUGUGUGUGGGCAGGGGGACUGUGUGUCUCCUUGUCUGACCCCAACGCUGGCGGCGCCGAGGAGAAGCAGUGCGAUCCCACGGAGGGUGGUGAUAAGCAAUGUGGUUCCUUCACGACGUGCCCCACCUGUCUGUCCACCGCCUACAACUGUGUGUGGUGUGUUCAUAACUGCACUGCGGCAGACCAGUGUACCAACACCAAUCAGAUGAAACCCGAGUCAGCCAGCGACCUUUCCCAGUGCCCCAUUCAGGGAGAACCACCCUGCGCUGAACAACACAAAUGUCAGGGGUGUAACUCCUUCCCUGACUGCCGGUGGGGGGCUAGUGGAUGUACCAAAAAUGACCAACCCAAAAAUGAGAAAAAUGACACCGAUACAUUCAAUGACUUUGAUAACCCCGAGAAGACACCAUGUCCUACGCCUUGCUACAUGAACACCACAUGUGAGUCGUGUACAUCACAGAAAUGUAUGUGGUGCAGCAAUCAGCAGAAGUGUGUAGAAACCAAUGCCUAUGUGGCCACAUUUAUAUAUGGCCAGUGUAUGGAGUGGACCACAGACAAAUCUAAGUGUCCAGCAACCCGCUGCUCUGAUCUUCACUCUUGUAAAGAUUGUCAGUCUAACCCUCUGUGUGGGUGGUGUAAUGAUCCUAGCAACACAGGGAUUGGUCGAUGUAUGGAGGGCGGAGCCUCCGGGCCUGUCAAUCAAACUAAUUCCCACCUCACUGACCUUAGCAAAUGUCCAGCCAGUCAGUGGUUCUUUAUCAACUGUCCAGAUUGUCAGUGUAAUGGACACAGCACAUGUCUGAAUGUGACAGGAGUGUGUGACAGUUGUCAAAACAUGACGGAAGGCAAGUCCUGUGAGAGAUGUGUUGAUGGUUACUAUGGUGAUGCCAGUAAUGGAGGCAGUUGUUCUGCUUGUCAGUGUAACGGCCAGGCGGACUCGUGUGACAGGAAGUCGGGGGCGUGCUACUGUAGAACCAGGGGAGUGAUCGGGGAUAAAUGUGAAAAGUGUGAUGAACCCCAUAAAUAUUUUGGAAAUCCCAAAACAGGAACCUGUUAUUAUAACUUGGUGACAGACUACCAGUUCACCUUUAACCUUUCUAAAUCGGAGGACAAAUCGUACACCCAGAUCAACUUCAUGAACAUCCCGUCCUCCAGUGAACGUGAUGUGGAUUUUAAAGUAAAUUGCUCUGGUGUAGCCUACUUAAAUAUAACAAUGAAGAAAAAAUCUCAGGGUGACCGGGAGACGAUGAUCGUCAAACAACACUCGUGUAAUUACUUCAGGGCUAAGUUUGAUCACGGGGAAUAUUCCUUUGGUCCCUCAGAAAACACUACAUUCCUUGUCUAUGUCUACGGGUUUAAAACCCCAUUCUGGCUACAGAUCUCUUUCUCACAGUUUCCUAAGAUAGAUUUAGUUCACUUCUUUGUGACAUUUUUUAGUUGUUUCCUAUCGCUGUUAAUUAUAGCAGCAGUUUUAUACAAAAUCAAACAUAAGUAUGACAUCUACCGUCGCAGACAGCGUAUGAUGGUGGAGAUGGAAGAAAUGGCGAGUCGGCCAUUCUCCUCAAUCACUGUGGAGAUCGACAGAAAGUAUGAUCCAGUCGGAGCAGAGAAAAAAGAAACAGAUCUCAGAAAACGGAAAAAGACUAAUACAAAACCCAGUCAGAUUGCAUAUGAGCCAUUAAAUCACCAGAAGGCUGCAGUUAUAUCACUGAUAGUCCAACUACCAACAGGGGAUGAUGAGUGGACCCCUAAUGGGGCCUCAGGGGUAGCCGUAGCUAGUGCUUUGGUCACAGUUGGCCAUCAUCGAAAGCAAAGCUUAGAACACGGAGGAAAAGGGGACAAAAGUAAACAUAAAAAAGUGUUGUUUCCUGGGAACCAGGAUAUGUGUGUCUAGUAUCCGGAACACUCCCAGGGAUCCACCCUUGUGUUCACAGGGAGUGAUUAUUGUGUGUGACUGAAAGGGAGAGGUUAUUAUUCAACCUUCCUUCAUGAAUCUUACAAAAAAAUCAAGGUGCUAAUGUGAAAUUACAACAAAAAAACAUACUUUUUUCAUCACUUUCAACAAUGCAGUUUUACUUACAAAUAAUUACUUACUGAUAGUGUAUAUUGUGUAAUAUAUUUAAAGAUUUUAAAAUUUGUUACAAAGACAUAUUCCAGUGUAGGACAGUCUUUAUUUCCUUUAUUUUUUCUUUAAAUGGAGUCUGACUUGUGUCGGAAACAUUAAGGGCGAGUUUGUUUCUCAAAAACUGG
Messenger RNA from Saccostrea cuccullata (small rock oyster), 3795 nucleotides. Its product is annotated as attractin-like protein 1. The annotation marks the transcript as partial. Gene Ontology annotation, molecular function: protein binding. Gene Ontology annotation, cellular component: Golgi apparatus. The record is from RefSeq and is a predicted model, not a curated record. The transcript has 27 exons. NCBI's taxonomy places the organism in Eukaryota, Metazoa, Mollusca, Bivalvia, Ostreida, Ostreidae.